Molecule: messenger RNA, 645 nt
Organism: Belonocnema kinseyi
Lineage: Eukaryota; Metazoa; Arthropoda; Insecta; Hymenoptera; Cynipidae
Gene: JTBR
Product: protein JTB
Exons: 3
Coding region: 152-607 (151 amino acids)
Biological process (GO): mitotic cytokinesis
Cellular component (GO): membrane; centrosome; midbody
Source: RefSeq, a predicted model, not a curated record
CACGGAGUAACACAUAACCUAAAAAAUAAUUAUCUUAAUUUAUAAAAACAAAGAAUGCUGUGAUCACGAAGUGUUGUGAUUGUAAAUACCUAUAAUUUUUUAAAAAUAAAAUCUGAUGCUGAGGACAGGACAUAGUGAAUAAGAAACAGAAAUGAUCGAAUUUUGUACGAAAAAACGUAUGUUGCUUCUCGUCACCUUAUUAGGAGGAUUAACAAUAUUGGUUUUGAUUGUUGAAAGUCAUUGGACAGACACUUCGACAAGUAAACCCUUUAUCGAAGCUUUUGAAAAUAACUCUACUUGUCUAGCGGGUGAAAAUUACGAAAUCAUUGCGGAAUGCCAACCUUGCACUGCUUUGGAAAUUGCCAGCAAAAGUGUCGGAAUAUGUGUACAUUCCAGGUAUAAGGAAGUUUUGAGAUGCAAAAGUGGUGAAACUGUUACGAGAAGUUGCGACAAAGUAGCUUGGCUAGAAGAAAGAACAUUCUGGAAAUUUGAAAGUCUGAUGUUCGCUUUCGCAGUUUUGUCCUGCCUUAGCGUCUACUGGAGAGAGAAUAUUCUCCGGCAGCGCAUAAUUCGAAAAGUAGCAAGACAAUUAAGAUCCAGCGCCUAAGAAAUUUCAAAGCGCCAUGUUUUAAAGUUCAUCAUUCC